Messenger RNA from Gavialis gangeticus (Gharial), 3248 nucleotides. Its product is annotated as interferon type B-like. Gene Ontology annotation, molecular function: cytokine activity; type I interferon receptor binding. NCBI's taxonomy places the organism in Eukaryota, Metazoa, Chordata, Crocodylia, Gavialidae. Gene Ontology annotation, biological process: cytokine-mediated signaling pathway; natural killer cell activation involved in immune response; T cell activation involved in immune response. The record is from RefSeq and is a predicted model, not a curated record. Gene Ontology annotation, cellular component: extracellular region. The transcript has a single exon. The coding region runs from base 1082 to 1642 and encodes 186 amino acids.
UAAACCACAUUCCACAGUGGGGGAAAAAGGAGAUAAAAACCCUCCCUCUUUCUUUCCCAAGGAUAGAAGGUAUUAAUUAGUUACAACUUACAAGUUCACAAAAAAAAAUCUGGUUCAGUCCAGUUCCAAAGAAGUUUCAACAAAAAAAUAAAAGCAAUCAAAAAUCAUUUAUUAAAUUAUUAAAACCAGCCAUCUAUAAAUACAGGUAUUGGCUGGAAGAAAAUUUGGAAAACUCAAAAAUUAACACCUCCCCACCCCCCCGGUGCCACCCUCCUCCCACGUCUCCAGUCUCCCCAGCCAGGAGAGGACAAAGUCUAUGUUGUGGGGUCACAGAUAACCACAGAGACUUUGGGGAAAAGUUUUAAAGUGCAAGCAAAUAAGAGGUGGGCGGUAAACCUGUUUCUGCCUCUUAUGAGUAGCCAACUCACAAGGUUACCUGUAAUCUGGUUAGCACACUCUGGAGCAGAGACAACGCCAUCUGGGAGGGGACUGUGCCAAGGGCUGUGUCACUUCAGGGCAGGCCCAGGUAUCUGAGAAGCACUGAAAAGGACCCUGGCAUCCUCCACAAAAAAAAGUGAUCACUACAGGAUCAACCAUUAUUUCCACUGAGGGCCUCUUGUACACAGAGCUGCUAAAGCCUAGGAUGAGCCAGCCACCUCCUGGAUCACUAAGUGGGAUUGCAUAAACAAAGAGAAAUGAUUCAUGCUGAUCGGAGGAACUCAGCCUGGCAGAAGACUGAAUGUGAACACUGAUCUUCUACCACUUGCAAAACCUAAGCGGUUUUGCAUUAGGUACUGCAUGGAGCGAGCAAAAGGCAGAGGUGAAGCCCAUGGUGUCUCUUGCCAUGCUGCAGAGAGAUGUCCAAGAACACUGUGGAGGGAACGUGACCAUGGUAUAAAAGUUCCUGGAGAAAUUAAGUUGCCAAGAAGGAAAGUGAAAAUGAAAACUGGGAAAAUGAAAACAGGGAAAUUUUAAAUGAUGAAAGGAAAAAUGGUCCAGCAGAUAAAUAGAGGGAGAUGGAAGGACAGCACAGAAGCCAGCAUCAACCAGCAGCAAAGCUGCAAGCACUUCCACACAAGCCAUGGCAUGCAUCUCUAUUCAAGCCUGGGGGGGCCUGUGGCAGAUCUGCCUGGCGGCACUAUUACUGGCUCACGUCACGGCGCUGGACUGCAGCAACUUGAAAGACCUACAAGAAGUGCUUAACAGGAACAGCGUGCAACUGCUGGGACAGGUGGCUGGAGCACUUCCUGAGGAGUGCCUGGAGGACAGGCCCACCUUCCGGUUCCCCGAGAAGGUCCUGCGGUCCAAGGCUCCACAUAACGCCUGGAUGGCAACCUAUGAAAUCCUCCAGCAGCUCUUCAGUCUCUUUAAAAGGAAUCUCCCCGAAACUGCCUGGGACACGCGCAGCAUGGAGAGGUUCCUAAAUGCGGUCCAUGUCCAGAUCAAGCGGCUCGAGACAUGCCCGCCUACAAACGGGCUCUAUCCAAGAAGCCAAAACAAAGCUAUGAAACUGAAGAAAUACUUCAGAAACAUCCACGAUUUUCUCCAAGAGAAGAACUACAGCAAGUGUGCAUGGGAGGUGGUCCGAAUAGAAGCCAAGACCUGGUUUUACUAUCUGGACAAGUUCAGAAACAGGCUGUAAAACUAUGCACUGAACAUUUCACUGCUUCAGGGCUUUGUGUCAAGCAGAGAAAUAUGAACAAUAAACUACUGACUGGAGCUUGAGCUCCAAUGCAGACUUCGGGACUUUCAGCAACUCUGCAUACACUUGACUCCAUUACUUGCCUGUGCAGGUACUGCACUGACUUGAUGAGAUCCUGUGGAAGUUAUCAGUCCAAAGUGCUCUGAAGAUGAAGAGCUACAAGAGUGCUGAACUUUCCUUUAUGUUACAUGUACAGAAUAGUCUUUGCAAGUCAAGAAAUGACAGGAAUAUUUUUCUAAGAGUUAUUUAUUUAUUGUUGGUAUUGUUAAUAUUUAUCUUGUUGUUUGUUACAAGUGAUCAAAUGUAUUUAUUUAUUUAAUUUAUAACUCUGUUUUCUUAAAGUAAAAGUUUGAUUUUACAAAAAAAGUGAUGAAUUUGAUGGACUUAAUGCGUUCUGAGCACAACACUCAAUUUUUUUGGUAAGUCAGAUGUGACAACUGGGUGAAAUUUAGCUUACCAACAGAAAGAAAUAGGUGCCCUGACUGGGAAUGGCAAGGAUGAAAAGUAUUCACAGAAACUGAUGGCAAAACAGGAUGAUAAAGGAGGGAAAUUAGGUGACCAAGGUGUAAUAGGUGCACUCAGGGACAGUAAUGCCCUAACAGAAUAGCUAAAUGAAUUCUUUGCAUUGGUCUUUACCACACAAGAUGCUGGGGAAAUUCCCAUGACAAAUCAAUCCCUUCUGGUUGAUGGGUCGGAAGAACUGGACUGCACUGAAGUGACGGCAGAGGAAGUUUUUAAAACAAAUUGACAAACUAAAUGCUAUUAAGUCAACAGGACCAGAUGGCGUUCACCUAAGUUCUGAAGGAAUUCAAAGGUGGAACUACAGAGUUGCUGAGCAAUAGCAUGUAACCUAGCAUUACAAACAGCCUCCAUGCCAGAGAACAGGUGGGCUGGCAACAGGAUCAGAGGUGAUCCUGGGAAACAGAUCAAUGAUUCUUACUUCCAUCCCUGGCAAAUUGGUAUAACUACCAUCUACACCAAAGGACAAAACCAGCAGUCCCACAGACAAACAAGAUCUGCUGGGGAAAAGUCAACAUGGUUUUUAAAAAGGGAAUUGUGGAAUUCUUUGAGGAUGUUGAACACGUGAGAAGGGGGAUCCAGUUCACAGAGUAUAUUUGGACUUUCAAAAAGGUCCCCCACCAAAGGCUUAAAAAACCUAAACCUGUGCUGCCACAGGAUGGGAGGGAAAAUUAUUUUGUGGAUUGAGAGCUGAUUAAAGAUAGGAAGCAAAGAGCAGGGCUAAGUGACGAUGUUUCAAAAUCAAGGGAGGUCAAAAACAGGGUCCUGCAAGGAUCUAUGCUGAGCCCAAUUUUAUUUAACAUUUGCAUCAAUGACCUGGACAUGGGGGUGCACAGCAAAAUCUCCAAGUCUGCAGAUGACACCAAAAUAUUCUGGGUAGUCAAGUCCAAAGCUGAUGGGAGACGAGCUGCAGAAAGAUCUCACCAAGCUAAGUGAGUGGGCAAAAAAAUGCCAGAUAAACUUCACUGUUGACAAGUGUAAGGUAAUGCACCUGGGGAAAAAUAACCUCAAGAGGAGUACACAAUGC